AUGUCGCACCUCACUGCAAAAGCCCCUCCAUUCCGUCGACCGCUCGCGUCGAACGCGCACGAAGCACAUCUGCCUUCUCCGCCUGAGACAGAUACGGACUUCUUUCAGCAGCACUCCGUCGCAUACGGGCCUGUACCCGAAACGGAGCCUCUGCCUCAGGCGCGAAGGACGUCCAUUCUUUCCUAUCGCUCUACUCCGCUUCGUGACCCCGCACGCGAGCGCUCAACUGUCAGUCUCUCCAAAUGGCUCGUCGUUGUCGUCCCGCCUGGGAGCCUUAUUCCACACCUCGGCGGCCCCUCCGUCCGGGCUUCGCAAGGAACCUUGAUGCCCUUACUUCCCACGCUCUAUGCACAGCUUACCGCAAUCGCUCGCGAGUUCGGCUUCCCGUCUGCGGUUGGGUUAUGUCUCUACUUGCACAUCAACGAGCACGGCAUCGUCUUGACACCCCGCGUCUCGGACGACACAUGGCAGAUCCUGUGGGGACAUCUCUUCGACGCCCGGUCUCCCACCGCCCCCACAGUGGGACAGAUUCCAGUCGCCGGCCGCGUAGAGCUUGACAUCGACCAUAACAAGGCCCGAUGGUUCAACGCUUGGGUUGCUCAGCGCCAGCGUGCGGAGCUAUCGAAUUCUGCUGCGCCAUCUGUCGCGCCUUCCCAUUGGAGGGGAGAGAGCAAGACAACCAUCCUUGAUGAGCGUCAGGACGAUCAAUCGGACCUGUUACCGCCACCGCGCCCGCGUCAUGUCCCUCGCCAGCUUUCCUUACUCGACAAGUACGAAAGUACAUCGGUCGCGUCUUCUAGCCACGUCCGCGAGCGGCCCGUCUUCAACGAGCCUGAGAAUGCCUUGCCCACGAUAUACUCGGCCGCGCUCACCGCAUCCCGUGUUCCGGAGCCGGAAUUAUUGUCACCGAAACGAGCUUCCCCAGUGCAGGAGGAGCAGGAGGUCAUGAUCCCAGCGUCUCGUACGGUCCCACCUCGCGAUCUCUCUAUCCGAGUUAAGUCAUGGCGGGCAAGCGCGACGAUUGCUCCCUCUCCGCUUGCGGCCACCGGCCAGAUCAGCUUGGACCCUGCCCAUAUGCCGAACAACAUCCCGCUGCCGAGCCCUACCGCGCCUCGGAGCGGAGUCGAGGCAGAUGAGCUCCGCCUGGAAGACUAUCAAUGGUCUGUCUCAUCGGAGGGCCCUGGCGAUGACUGCGAACCUCUUUAUACGCCCGAGUUUUGGAUUCAUGCACCCUCCGUGCAUCUUGCGGCCCGCGCGCAAGGCUCCGUGCUCUUGAGUCCCUCAAGUAUGGCAACCUCGUGGGGCCCUGACACCGAAUACGAGGGCUUUGAUCACUUUGCCCCUGCCUCGUCGCGCGCACCUUCCGUCAACCUGGAAGAGAGGCUUGAGGGGUCCGUCCUGCUCAGCCCUAGUGUCGGCACGAGCUGGGGUCCGGAAGACGAUGAAAGUCAUCCAUAUGACUUCGAAUACGACGCGGCCCAGUUUCACGUUGAUGACUACACGCCUGAUAUAGCCCACCGUGGGUUUGAAGAAUCGCCCCCUACGCCUCUUACGGCGACAAGCUGGGGUCCACAAUCGUGGCCCGCAAGUCCCGCGUACAUUGCACGCCCUACGACGCCGGAUAUUGGUCAGCGGGGAGUAGAUAACUCGCCGGCCACGCCGACGACUGCCACCAGCUGGGGUCCCUCCUCGUGGCCUGCAAGUCCCAUGGGCGUCUCGUAUCCCACAACUCCGGAUGCUGCACAACGCGGUUUCUUAAGUGCCGCAACGAGCCCUACUCUGGCAAAGUUCUCGAGGAUAUCUGUCCCGCCGUCGCCUCGGGGUGUCGCGCGUCUCGUGUUCCCGUAUUUCUCUGCGGAGCGCGCUGUCUCCCGCACCGUUUGGCCGUUCCACAAGACGAAGCCGGCAGCCAUCGAUAUCUCACUUGACAAGAAGUACCCCAAGAUUGAUCCUUAUCCCGCUGCGUACCCCAACUUGGAGAUAUACCCCGGUCAUCUACACGCCUUCGUCCCUGCUGUUGAUAUCCGCACUCGUCUCCCGCCUGUUUAUCCCCGCCUGUCUAUUUACGAGGCCGCGUACCCGCUUUUCGAGAUCUACCCGGGGAACCUGAUGCCGUUCCACCAGCCCACCGAGCUGAGCGUCCAGCUCCCUUCGGCGUACCCCCAUAUGACCAUCUACGACGUCGCAUACCCGCAUUUCGAGAUCUAUCCCGGCAAUCUUGUCGCAUUUAGGCCCUUCGUGUCGACAUCCGUGAGACUCGCAUCAACAUACCCUGUCUUGCGCAUCUACGAAGUGGUGUACCCCACCUUCGAGAUCUAUCCGGGUCAUCUUGUCGCGCUCGCCGAUCUCACGCUUGCAACUGUUCCGGCUGUGAACAUGGCUUACUACCCGCACUUCGAGAUCUACUCGGGUCACGUCCAUGUGUACCAAGCUCCAGCGGUCAACAAGGCGGCGUACCCUGAUUUUGAGAUCUACGCCGGAGCUGGUGUACCUUUCGAACGUGCGGCGCCCCGGAUCGCGUCUGCUCGUUCCGUCAAGCGCAUGGCGUCGGCGGCUGCUUCGGCGGCUGCCAUGGUAAAUGCGUUUGCAACCGUGGCACAGCGGUUCACCUCGCCGAGAAUUUACAAGAGGACAAUCUCAGCGGCAGAAUCGAAAGCUAAGAGCGUCGUAAUUACGCUCCGUGAGGAGUACCCCGCGUUGGAUAUUUACCCCGCCACUUAUCCCCAUCUGGAGAUUUACCCAGGUCAUGUGAACGCCUUCGUCCGAGCACACUCCCGGCUUGUCACCCGCCUCUCCCCUGCAUACCCCACCUUCGGCAUUUACCCUGUCGCAUACCCGCACUUUGAGAUCUAUCCGGGUUAUGUCCUGCCGUUUGCGCCGGUCAUUGAGCUCACCGUCAAACUCGCACCUGCUUACCCGGCUAUCGUACUCUACGAGGCCGUCUAUCCUCACUUCGAGAUAUAUCCUGGGAACCUCGUCACCCUCGAGUCGCCCAUCGAGCUCAGCGUCACGCUUGCUCCGGCAUACCCUGUGAUGCGCAUCUACGAGGUCGUAUACCCUCACUUCGAGAUUUACCCGGGUCAUAUAGUCUCAGCAUCUGCACGCCCCGAGCAUGGUCGAUCGGUGUCGGGCGCAUUUGCUGCAGACACCAUGACGGACCUCUUCGCGCGUACGACGCAAAAGUCAUCGAGUCUUAAGAGGGCGCCUUCGGCAGCGGCAUCGGCAGCGGCAAUGGCAGAGGCGUUCGCGUGGACUGCGCAGAAGGUCGCUACCAUCUCAGCUGAACCUUCGCAUAAGAGGGAAAUAUCAGCCGCAUCCUCGGCGGCAGCGAUGGCCAGUGUUUACGAGGCUUCGGCGCAAAGGGCCGCUACUUCGAAACGAAUUGGUCUGUCAGCUGCAUUAGAACAGGCCACGGACAAGGUUGUGGAUGCCCCAGUGGUUGUCGAUUUACAAUCGGUAUAUCCGAUUUUCCGCAUCUACCCUGCAGCUUACCCGCAUUUCGAGAUCUACCCUGGUGAGAUCAUGACUUUCAGGCCCGCCUUCCAACUUCGCGUCAAGCUCAUGCCGGUGUAUCCAACUCUGCGCAUCUACGAUACGGUUUACCCGAGCUUCGAGAUCUAUCCCGGCUACAUCGUGAAGUACAGGCGCGGAAAGACUCUACAUAGGUCUCAGCCUAGUGACGCUUGCCCUCUGCCGCGUAAGCCGAAGCGCACGCAUGCACAGCUGUACGCAGAUGUCUACCCGUCUCCGCCUCGACGCACCCACGCCCAGCUGUACGAUGAGGUCUUCUCGGAGCCGGUCCGCCCGGCUAUUGCAUCAAGCUGGGCAUCGCACGCCCGCCCCCGUUUACCUACGCCGCCUACAACAGCCGACGAGCAACCACUCACCCCGACGACUCCCUCAACACCCUUGGUCAAGCGCCGCAGUCUCAGUGAACAUCGACUUUCCCUAGGCUUGCACUCGCCCGCGCCCGCCCCGGUGAAUACCGUUGCGCACAAACACCACCGGCGUACAGAUAGCAGCGACAGCACGAGUAGCGUCGACAGCGUGACGGGCCUUCCCCGCAGACGCGACCCGCCACCAAACGCGAUGCGUGCACCAACCGCGUCUCGUCGCCGCUCGAUCACACCGACGCCGAUGCCUGCUCCUGCCCUUCCACCGCCGGUGCCGACGAUUCAAGAACCACCUGCGCAUGCUCGUCGCUUACCCGAUGUUGUCUCGAAGAACGGCUUACCGCCAAACCCCGUCAGUCUGCGCCGCUCAGUGAGCUCGUCUUCUGCUGCAAUUCCACCGCCACAACGUGCCUUCGGCAAGCCGCUGAGCCCUGUCCCCGAGCGCCCCGUGACAGCUUUGGGGCGCUCUGCCUCGCUCGUAUCUGCUCAUGGCCGGCGACCAUCCACGGAGUCUGUACCGGCCACGUCAAAGCUCACCUCGCCUGUAACCCCACCCGAGUCUCGCCCGUUGCGUCGUCAGCCGGGUGCCCGCGAUAGCUUGGUGCUUGAGCGCGCGCGGCUCUUCGAUAGCGAGCCAGCCACAUCGGGCGAGCCGACGCGGAUCACUAUGCGCCACCUGAGCGAGUUCCCGGCGCCACCGGCACCGCCAGUACCACCAAUCCCAUCCACGCGGCCAGUGUCAAAGUUGGACCGGUCUAGAUAUCCUUUUGCUUGA
Messenger RNA from Peniophora sp. CBMAI 1063, 4668 nucleotides. Lineage: Eukaryota; Fungi; Basidiomycota; Agaricomycetes; Russulales; Peniophoraceae. The record is from the annotation of a GenBank genome assembly.